AUGAGAAUGCACUUAACUGAAUCUUUUCCUUUAAAGCAGCAACAGGAUACAGAACUAUGCUUCUGCUGUCUUACAAGGACCUUCUUUGACAGGUAUUCCCUGUUUUAUAACCGCUUGAAGAACAUUGAGGAAAGUGAAGGAGGCCUUGAUAAAUUUUCAAAAUGUUACAAAACCUUUGGAGUUAACCAAUUUGUGGAUGGUGGAAUAUAUUGCAAAGAGUGGGCACCGGGAGCAGAAGCAGUGUUUCUUGCGGGUGACUUCAAUGGCUGGAAUCCCUUUUCUCAUCCAUAUAAGAAGAUGGAGUAUGGGAAGUGGGAGUUGUUCAUUCCACCUGGACAAGAUGGUUAUCCUUCUGUGCCCCAUGGAUCAAAGCUAAAGGUGGUGAUUCGUGCUCAAAAUGGCGAACUCCUCUAUCGUAUUUCACCUUGGGCAAGAUAUGUAGUCCGUGAUGAAGACAAAGUGAAUUAUGAUUGGGUACACUGGAAUCCCCCACAGUCGUAUAUACAUAAGCAUCCUUCCCCCAAGAGAUUAAAAAGCCUAAGAAUCUAUGAAUCUCAUGUGGGGAUUGCUUCCCCAGAAGGGAAAGUAGCUUCUUAUAAAAACUUCACGUACAAUGUACUACCUAGAAUAAAGGAUCUUGGAUAUAACUGUGUCCAGCUGAUGGCUAUUAUGGAACAUGCAUACUAUGCCAGUUUUGGUUAUCAGGUCACAAGCUUCUUCGCAGCAUCAAGCCGUUAUGGAACUCCAGAUGACCUGAAAGAAAUGAUUGACGUUGCUCACUCAAUGGGCAUCACUGUUCUGCUGGAUGUUGUGCACAGCCAUGCGUCAAAAAACUCUGAAGAUGGUCUCAACGAAUUUGAUGGUACAGAUUCUUGUUUCUUCCAUUCCGGUCCUAAAGGAACUCAUCGGCUCUGGGACAGCAGGCUCUUUGACUAUGCAAACUGGGAAGUUUUAAGAUUCCUUCUGUCUAAUUUGAGAAUGUGGAUUGAAGACUAUCGCUUUGAUGGCUUCCGAUUUGAUGGUAUUACAUCUAUGUUGUAUCACCAUCAUGGGAUUGGCACAGGAUUCAGUGGAGAUUACAAUGAAUAUUUUGGCCUACAUGUGGAUGAAGAUGCUUUGUGUUAUCUAAUGCUGGCCAACCACAUGAUUAAUUUCUUGCAUCCGGAAUGCAUAACCAUAGCAGAGGAUGUUUCUGGAAUGCCAGCUCUUUGUCGUCCUAUUGCAGAGGGAGGAGUGGGUUUUGAUUAUCGACUAGCCAUGGCUAUUCCAGAUAAGUGGAUACAGAUAAUUAAGGAGCUGAAAGAUGAAGACUGGAAUAUGGGCAAUAUUGUGUAUACAUUAACAAACAGACGGUAUGAAGAAAAGUACAUUGCAUAUGCAGAGAGCCAUGAUCAGGCGCUUGUUGGUGAUAAGACAUUGGCGUUUCGACUGAUGGAUGCAGAGAUGUAUACAAACAUGAGUGUGCUUUCGCCUCUUACUCCAGUUAUUGAUCGUGGAAUACAGCUUCAUAAAAUGAUUCGUCUCAUUACUCAUGCACUUGGAGGAGAGAGCUAUCUGAACUUCAUGGGUAAUGAAUUUGGGCAUCCAGAAUGGCUGGACUUCCCCAGAAGAGGGAAUAAUGAGAGCUACCAUUAUGCCAGAAGACAGUUUAAUCUUACUGAGGAUCAUCUUCUUCGCUAUAGAUUCCUAAAUACAUUUGAUAGAGAUAUGAAUAAAUCGGAGGAAAGAUUUGGCUGGCUUGCAUCUCCCCCGGCCUUUGUGAGUGAAAAGCAUGAAUCCAAUAAGGUCAUAGCAUUUGAGAGAGCAGGUCUCAUUUUUAUUUUCAACUUCCAUCCGCAUCAAAGUUAUGUGGACUACAGAGUAGGUAUUGAAAAUCCAGGAAAGUAUAAAAUCCUUCUGGAUUCUGAUGCUGCAGAAUAUGGAGGGCAUCAAAGGCUGGACCACAGUGCAGAGUACUUCUCUGAAGAAUAUCCUCACAAUGAUCGACCUAAUUCACUUAUGCAAUCCAAUUCACAGACCACCUUCAGCCAACACCCCAGAAGAUGCCACAGGCACCACAUAGAGGUGUACAUUCCAAGCAGAGUGGCUAUUGUGCUUCAGAAUAUGGAUAUCUCAAAAUGACGUCUCUGUAACUAUCACGGAAGAAGCAAGUCGUAGAAGAAGUGCUGAUACGCUGUACUAAUACUAACUAUAACAAAACUUGCUCUAAGGAGGCUUUCUGAAGCUUAGUAAUAUUAGGUGUUUAAAAUGUAAGAUUAAUAUUCACAUAUAAUUGCAGAGCUCUUGACUUGCUAGAACCUCUUUUGAGGAAAAUUUACAAAAGAGGCAGAAAGGAAAACAUUGGUUUUGUAAUUCUAGUAGUACAAAAUUACACUUAAGAUACUGCAAAGCAGCAGGUAUUCAUGAUUAAAUUGUUGUUUACAGAGUUUUAUCAGGAAUAAUAAGAGUGAUCCUGCUCCGAAGUCUGUAGUUUCUUGUAAUCCUCUUUUCUGAUAGUGAAUUCAAAUGUUCAUUAUAUAUUAAUGCUUACUAUAGUAAUACUUACUAAAAGUAAGUAGCCUGCUUAAAUAGAACAGAAGGUUUUGGCUAAAAGGCAGCCUUAGCGGUUUGUGGGACCUAAUUUGAGACUCCUCUUCUUCAGUGAAGUGCAACAUGCAAUUAGAAACGUUUAUCCAAAUGGAUGAGAAGGUCCUCUGAGAGUAUUGUACUUUGCCAUUUUUUAUUUAAUUAAAAUAGCACAAAAAUGCUGAACAGCAAAAUGAGCAGGCCGAUUGACUGGUGACCUGCUGAUGCUACUGUGUGUGUUGCUUAAUUGCUCCCAAUCAAAUCACUUAGUGUUUUGCAUCUCACUUGCUACAGCUGAAAAAAAUGACACAACUAUUUUACUUAGAUGACUAAAAUGUUCAGUGAGAAAU
This is a messenger RNA of Pygoscelis adeliae (Adelie penguin), 2915 nucleotides long. It is a transcript of the gene GBE1, whose product is annotated as glucan (1,4-alpha-), branching enzyme 1. NCBI's taxonomy places the organism in Eukaryota, Metazoa, Chordata, Aves, Sphenisciformes, Spheniscidae. Gene Ontology annotation, biological process: glycogen biosynthetic process. Gene Ontology annotation, cellular component: cytoplasm. The record is from RefSeq and is a predicted model, not a curated record. Gene Ontology annotation, molecular function: 1,4-alpha-glucan branching enzyme activity; hydrolase activity, hydrolyzing O-glycosyl compounds; cation binding. The coding region runs from base 1 to 2121 and encodes 706 amino acids. The transcript has 17 exons.